This is a messenger RNA of Xenopus laevis (African clawed frog), 4172 nucleotides long. RefSeq names its product VPS53 GARP complex subunit S homeolog (gene vps53.S). Lineage: Eukaryota; Metazoa; Chordata; Amphibia; Anura; Pipidae. The coding region runs from base 219 to 2711 and encodes 830 amino acids. The transcript has 22 exons. The record is from RefSeq and is a predicted model, not a curated record. Gene Ontology annotation, cellular component: GARP complex; recycling endosome; Golgi apparatus. Gene Ontology annotation, biological process: lysosomal transport; retrograde transport, endosome to Golgi; cytosolic transport.
UGCAAUUUAUACGAGUUCAGGAAGCAGUAACCGGAUAAAUAAAACAGCAUGACAAUUUUUUUUUGAAUAAUCUCCCUCUGUCAUCUACGCUUCACAUAUGUUUUUGACAACUGGAAGCAUCGUUUGACUUGGCAAGCUGUCUCCAUAGAAACAGCACUUCCUUCCCAAUUGUCCCAGGGUACAGUGCGGCGCAGGAAGCUACUGCUGAUCCUGCAGAGAUGGAUGAGGAAGAGCUGGUGGUUGUGGAGGAGCUAGAGGCAGUGUUACACCUGUCCCCGGAGGUACAGCAAGCCAUCGAGCAGGUAUUUCCCAGUCAGGACCCAUUAGACUGUGCGGAUUUCAAUGCUGUUGAAUAUAUUAAUACUUUGUUUCCAACAGAACAGUCUCUGUCAAACAUUGAUGAUGUUGUUAGCAAAAUUCGUUUAAAAAUAAGGCGCUUGGAUGACAACAUUAGAACUGUGGUACGUGGACAAACAAAUGUUGGACAAGAUGGGAGACAGGCUCUUGAAGAAGCACAAAAAGCCAUACAGCAACUCUUUGGCAAGAUUAAGGACAUCAAGGACAAAGCAGAAAAAUCCGAGCAGAUGGUUAAAGAAAUAACACGUGAUAUCAAGCAGCUGGAUCAUGCUAAGCGUCACUUAACUACCUCAAUAACAACACUAAAUCACCUUCACAUGUUGGCUGGAGGUGUAGAUUCACUGGAGGCCAUGACAAGGAAGAGGCAAUAUGGAGAAGUUGCCAAUCUCUUGCAGGGAGUGGUGAAUGUGUUAGAGCAUUUUCAGAAGUACAUGGGAAUUCCACAGAUAAGACAACUUUCUGAACGGGUUAAAGCUGCACAAACAGAACUGGGUCAACAGAUUUUAGCAGAUUUUGAGGAAGCUUUUCCAUCCCAGGGAACAAAGAGGCCUGGAGGACCAAGCAACGUCCUGCGUGAUGCCUGUCUGGUAGCCAACGUUUUGGAUUCACGUAUUAAGCAGGAGAUCAUAAAGAAAUUUAUCAGGCAGCAUCUUUCAGAAUACUUGGUGCUCUUCCAAGAGAAUCAAGAUGUUGCUUGGCUUGAUAAAAUUGAUCGUCGAUAUGCUUGGAUAAAACGUCAGCUGGUAGAUUAUGAGGAAAAGUAUGGACGUAUGUUUCCAGUGGACUGGUGCAUGACCGAACGCAUUGCUGUUGAGUUUUGCCAUAUCACAAGAAAUGAUCUUUCUAAGAUUAUGAGGACACGAGCCAAAGAGAUUGAGGUAAAGCUGCUGCUGUUUGCCAUUCAGAGAACUACAAAUUUUGAGGGACUUCUAGCAAAACGCUUCUCUGGAAAUACUCUGAGUGACAAUGUUGUGAAAAAGCCUGAUCCACAGCCUCCCGUAUCUACAAAUCCAUUCUUGGAUGAUGACAGCAUGACAGAAGAGUCCGUCCUUGAUAAAGAUAGUGACCUUGACAAACCAAAGAAACCCAAGCUUCCAGAAAACCCUUUUCAUGGCAUUAUUUCUAAAUGCUUUGAGCCACAUCUUUAUGUAUAUAUUGAGUCCCAAGACAAAAACCUGAGUGAAUUAAUUGAUCGAUUUGUUGGAGAUUUUAAAGCUCAAGGUCCACCAAAGUCCACAUCUGAGGAUGCAGGAGCAGUUCUUCCAAGUUGUGCUGACUUGUUUGUCUACUACAAAAAAUGCAUGGUUCAGUGUUCCCAGCUUAGCACUGGGGAGCCAAUGAUUGCACUUUCUACUAUAUUCCAAAAGUACCUGCGGGAAUAUGCUUGGAAGAUCCUUUCUGGAAAUUUGCCCAAAACAUCCAGCAGCAGUAGUGGCCUUACGAUCACCAGUCUUUUGAAAGAAAAGGAAGGCUCAGAAGUGGCAAAAUUCACUCCAGAGGAACUAUGUCUUAUCUGCAGCAUCCUAAGUACAGCAGAGUACUGUCUUGCAACCACACAACAGCUUGACGAGAAGCUGAAAGAAAAGGUGGACCUGACAUUGACUGAAAGAAUUAACCUGACAGGAGAAAUGGACACGUUUAGCACUGUAAUUUCAAACAGUAUCCAGCUGCUUGUCCAAGACCUAGACUCAUCAUGUGAUCCUGCACUCAUUGCAAUGAGCAAGAUGCAGUGGCAGAAUGUGGAACACGUUGGCGAUCAAAGCCCCUAUGUUACUUCGAUCAUUUUUCAUAUAAAGCAGAGUGUUCCCAUUAUCAGAGACAACCUUGCAUCCACAAGAAAAUACUUUACUCAGUUCUGCAUUAAAUUUGCUAAUUCCUUUAUUCCAAAAUUUAUCAAUCACCUAUUUAAGUGCAAGCCUAUCAGUAUGGUCGGAGCUGAGCAGCUGCUCCUCGACACACAUUCACUGAAAACAGUUCUUCUAGAUCUGCCUUCGAUUGGUUCUCAAGUUAUACGUAAAGCUCCAGCAAGUUACACUAAGAUUGUGGUAAAAGGCAUGACACGUGCUGAAAUGAUUCUGAAGGUGGUAAUGGCACCGCAUGAGCCUUCCGUUGUUUUUGUAGAUAAUUACAUUAAACUGCUUGCUGAUUGCACCACUGAAACAUUCCAAAAGAUCCUGGAAAUGAAGGGCCUUAAAAGAAGUGAGCAAAGUGCCAUGCUGGAUCUGUUCCGUCAAAGACUUCCAGCCCCUCCGUCUGGCAGUGAAAACAGCUCUGCGACUCUACUGACCCCUACCCCAGAGCAGGAGUCAUCACGUAUACGCAAGUUGGAAAAGCUUAUAAAGAAGAGACUGUGAGAAUAAAAAAAAGCCUUCUAAAGAUAUGUAGUUAGGUGUUACAAGGAAAUCUGGUGUAAAUUUUGUAUCAGCCCUAAGAUUACAGAGGUACAUCCCUUUUCAAUGAAUAAUGCCAAGUGUCAACAACGUAGAACUCCUGCCAGCUACACUGGAUUUGACUGACUUGUGUGAGGUUGCCUCUGUCUAGACAGAAUGUACCAAGAUUAAUCGUCUAUCCCUCAAGCAUGUAAAAAGCUUUGCGUGGGUGUACAUGGUCACAGAUUUACCCUGCCUAUGUUGCUGUUUGCUUUUGCCUAGGGCUUUGUAUGAAGAUACAUAGUUGUACAUAGUAUCUAUUUAAGCAGACGUUUGUUUUCCUGUGGAGGGACGGUAUAUGGUGUCUAGCCUCUAAAGAGACACACAUAUGCUUUACCAGCAACAAAGAAAUGAAUAUGCGAAUACACACACAUGCAACUGUGGUGGCUACCUCUUUCCCAUCCCACCCACACGCAAAAUCAAUUGAUCAGCAUAAGGAUGAAAAAUAAUACUUGGAUUUUAAAUACCAGGCUUGUACUCGAGAUUUUGUAACCCUCCUUUUUUUAGCAUUGAGACUACACUGCAUUAUCAAACUAUAGAAGAACCAUCUUCAUCUUUAUUUUCAUUAUGGAUUUUCAAUACAUUGCUACUUUUCCUAAUUGUUGGUAUGUCCAGCUUAUAUGUCUUGCUACAGGGAAAUGGAUUUUUGAUUCAUUCUGUACAGAUAAAAGGAAAACAGUCACCAGAUUAUUAUUAUCCAAGGUUUGGCGCACAGGUUUUUUUUUUAUAAUCUAAUCUCUCCAAAAAAUCAACAUGUUUGGGAAGUGGGUGUAUACUUGAUUUGCUUCCUAAUUUACCUAACAAACCAAGAGCAGAGUUUAGUCUCACUCACAUCCUCCCAGCUUGCUCUGUUGGGAAUGAAUUGGGUUGCCAUGUGUCUGACCAGCCCAAUUAAGUAAGACCCAUUAGAGUUUUACCCUGUGUCUAACCUGUAUUGUGGGAUAUAAAAACACAAUCCCAACAGAACCUAUAUGGUUUGGUUUGAAUUUAUAUAAAAUACCUUCAUAUAUAAUAAAACACACAGGUGCAGUAACCCACAGCAACCGACACAAUGUUUUUAAACUGGUGACCAGUCAAUGCUUUCUGCUGAUUGGUUGCUAUAGGUGACAUCACAUGCAGCAAACUUUGCACUUUUAUUAAUAGCCCCCUUAAUGUUUAUCAGCAGAUAACUGUAGUUUUGUGUUCCUUACUGGGUUAUUUUGUUUGUUUGUGUUUAUAAAAUGUGUUUAUGUGGGCAACGGUUAUAUGCACAUUGUCUGUGAUUCUGCUUCUCACUUGUUACUUGCUAUUUAUUGGGGGAAAGUACUGGUGACAAGAAUGUAGAAUAAUGAUCUAACGAAAUCUAUCAAGAAAAAUUUAGAUAAAUCAUUAAAUUCUUUGGUCUGA